AGGAGCUGAUGGUCGAAAGAAGAGGAGGCUGGAUCAGACAGACUUUUUACAUGUUCCUGCCUUGAACUGGAUGGAUUACCAUGGAACCUGGUGGAGGGACGCAGUAUGGGUCAGGGAAGAACUCAUUGCAUUUUAAUGCCUACACAGACCAUGGGGCUGAUCCAGGGUUGUUUUUUUUUAAACCCCUGUUACUGUUAGAACAAUUGCUCUAUUUAUUGUUAGAGUCUAUAUCACAAUGUUUUUUCAAGUUAUAUUUUACCUGAAUAUUAUUUUUUUAUAUAUUUAAUUUACUGACUGGAUUGCAAUUGCAUUACAAGGAAUUAGUUUCUAUUCUUUAUUUCACCUUUAGCCUGUUUUAGCAGUAACAAGUGAACGGGCCUCCUCGAAUCAGCUGCAUCUCUCUAACAGAGGAGAGGAGAGACGAGCACGAGCACGAGAGGGAGGGGGGCGUAUGUUGAUGGAUGGAUGGAUGACUGGAUGACUGGCUCGCGUGCGUAAACUGCGUGUUUACGCACGCGUUGUCGGGUGGAGGCGAGGAGAUGAGGAGGCAGUAGCGCGUGAUAGGAGAGAAGCGCGUUCCCCGAUUGGCUGUAGGGCUCUGGUACCCAGCUACGUCAAGAUGAACAUGUUUACGUCGAAAAUGACGAGUGUAACCUUCAAAAUAAGAGUAUUUUCACUCUGAAUUGCGUAAUUUGAUCACAAUAGUUAUUUGCACAAUUUCAAAUGAAAAUACUCCUUAAUUUAGAAUGUUAUUGAUACAACUGUUAUUAUUAUUGUUUCUGUUAUUAUGAUUUUAAUGUUUUAUUAAUAAUAAUAAAUAAGUGCCUCAUGAAGAGGGCAAAUGAAAACACAACAAAUACAAAACACCAAAGACAAGAAGCAGUCAUUUAAAAUCAAAGACCGCAAGUUAAACAAUACAAAAUCUAGGGGACCAGGGAUAAAAUAAUACAACAUUAUAUAAUAAAAGACACUAAAGUAAUAUAAAAUAUACAAUCAAAUGAAGGCAAUUCGUAAUAAGUGAGUUUAGAGGGAUUUUCACUAUUUAUAUUUAUAACAUAUUAAUUAAAAAUCGAAAUAAAACAUACAAAAAAUUGACAAUAAAAAGUGAAAUGUCAAAAUAUUUGAACGUGGUUUUAGCUGGGACCGGAAAUACUUCCUUGCAUCGUAUCUAUCUUGACUGAGGUCCAGAGGAAGAGGAGAGGAUGUGACUCUCUCUCUCUCUCCCAUGUCUCAUCCCUCUCUCUCUGCUGUUUUUUGUCUCCCUCCUUCCCCGCUUCAACCGUGGACAAAAAUGGAGCUCGGCGGAAAUUAGCCACCUCUCCCUCGUCCUCACCGGCACCGUGCUUGGAGAAUGAUCCACCGGCAGCUCGUUUUGACCCAGGUUUUGGUCUGCUUUGGGUUGACUGGUCAUUAUGCUGAUGCAGCUCUGUAGUUUCAAGAACUUGUACCAGAAUAGGUUCCUGGGCCUAGCGGCUAUGGCCUCCCCAACUCGCAGCAGCCAGACCCGCCAACGCUGCAAGGGUGCGGUUCGUCACAGCUACGGCCCAGACAGCUACGCUGUGAACGGCCUGAACCAGGAGGCCUUUAUGCUUGGGCUGGCAAGGUCCACCAGUGACACUGAUCUGGUCUCGCCGGAUGCCCGAUCCACCCUCACCAUCAGCUCCUCCCACUACACCAUAGGUCAGUCUGAGGACCUGGUUAUCACAUGGGACAUCAAGGAGGACGUGGAUGCUGGAGACUGGAUUGGAAUGUAUCAAGUUGAUGAGGCUUUGUCGGAAAACUUUCUGGACUAUAAGAACCGAGGAAUCAACGGCUCCCACAGGGGACAAAUAGUAUGGAAAAUUGACUCCAGCUCCAACAUCAUCGACUCUGAGACCCAGGUCUGCUUCAGGUACUACCACGGCGUCACUGGAGCACUGAGAGCUACAACACCCACUGUAGCCAUCAAGAAGGGCCCUGUACCCGUAUUAAAGCCAGUGGUUAGUCCUGAAGUCAACCAUGGACUGGGCAACAGGAGGCUCAUCAACUUUUCCCUGUCAGACCUCCAGGCAGUUGGUUUGAAGAAGGGGAUGUUCUUCAAUCCUGACCCCUACCUGAAGCUCUCCAUCCAGCCUGGAAAGCACAGCAUCUUCCCCUCGCUGCCACACCAUGGCCAGGAGAAACGCUCCGGAGUGGUCUGCAACACUGUCAACCCACAGUGGAGCAUAGAGAGGUUCACCUUUGUGUCUCUGCCCACUGACGUCCUGGAGAUCGAGGUGAAGGACAAGUUCGCCAAGAGUCGACCGAUCAUCAAGCGUUUCCUGGGGAAGCUCUCUGUCCCUGUCCAGAGGCUCCUGGAAAAACAUGCCAUCGGGGAUCGGGUCGUGAGUUACUCUCUGGGCCGCAGGUUACCGACAGAUCAUGUGUGUGGCCAGCUGCAGUUCCGCUUUGAGCUGACCACCUCCAUUCACCAAGAUGAGGAUUCCCUGGUCAUCGAGCCAGCCUGUCCUGAGGGGGAGAAUGCAGAAGAUGCCAACCACGCUGCUGAUCCACCUGAUGACGACACACUGAGCGUGGGACCAGACAUGCCUGACCUUCCCUUAGAUGCCUCUCCUAACUCUGAGACGUCUGCACCCCCAACCCCCUUAGCUGAGGAGUCAACACCUGAGGAGGUGCGACCUGGUGCUGAGAUGGAGAUGGAGGCGCCACCGGAGGUGGAGCAAGGAUCCACGGAGGAGGAGAGAACAGAGAGGCAGGAGCCCCCGUCCACUGAGCCCCAGGUGGAACAGGAGGAGGGGGCCUCAGCUCCACAGCAGGAGGAGAUCAGUGGAGUAGGGGAAAAUGAGGGAGGAAAAGAAGACAGGCAGUCGGAGGAAGAAGAGGAGGACCAGAUGGAAGUGUCAGCACCACAGGCGGAGGAGGUAACAGAGGAAGAAAUGGAAGUUGGGCAGGAAACUCAGCUAAAGCCAGACUGUGACAAUCCUGUAGCACUAACAACAAAUGAUGGGGGCACUACUUUGGAGGAUCCCAUUGAGGAAACCCAGGACGCUCCUGCAGAGCCAGCGGGCAGUGCCCAACAGGAGGGGACAGAGGGCGGAGAGAGAGGCUGCAUCCCCUGUGCUUGCAAGUCCCUGUUCUCAAACCACAACUCCCAUGCUCCCUCGCGCCGUAAAACCCGCCCCUGCUCCCUCCCUGUGUCAGAGCUGGAGACAGUGAUCGCCUCGGCCUGUGGUGAGCCGGAGACACCGCGAUCCCACUACAUCCGGAUUCACCACCUCCUUCACAGCCUCCCGUCGGCCCAACAGAGAGCUCCUAGCCAGGAGGAAGAAGAGGCCGAAGAGGGAGAGAUCACAAUCACCUCUCAAGAAACAUCCUCCACAUCACCUACGCUCAAAACAUCCAAAGACAGAGAGGAGGAGGGGCAGGAGGACGAGGAAGAGGAGGAUACUACCCAGUCUCCAUCAUUGGUCCUGGAGUGUCCAGGUCCUUGUUGCCGGCGGUCUCUCCCCCGCAGCCUCUCCAUCGAACGCCUCUCUGAGCUUAACCAGCUCUUGGAGGGUGAAGGAGGGCACCCAGCCAUCAGGAGGAUCUCUCCCUCCUGUUUAGAGAAUGAGGAGGGGGACUCCAGUACUGGAGGAGGAGGAAGAAGAGUCGGCGGGAGCACCAACAGACCUCCAAAUGAAAACGAGUGUGAGUUUUGCGACACGUCCUGCUACAGCACGUCCUGCUACAGCACUUCCUGUUACAGUACAUCCUGCUACAGCAACUCAGCCUAUGAGGGGAGGAGCCGUUUCUGCAGCCACACCCGCCUGUCAUCAGUGGACAGCAACAGGCUCUCUGGCAGCACUGUGUUCUCCUCGCAGGAUGAAGAAGAAGAUGAGGAGAGCGCCUUUGAGUCGGUACCUGAUACAGCGAAUGCACCCGAGGGCCAGGAGGCGGGCGGGGCAGGAGGCGAGAGGAGGACGGGGAGGUUAAAGGAGGCCAGAAGGGGAGAGCAGGGGGAACCAGCUGUGGCCGGACCCAGCGACAGAAACAGCAUUGGCUCAGACUUCUCCCCUCCUGUCGGCCAUCUUCCAGUCCUGCGACCCAGCCAUGACCUUAACCAUUAUCCUGCUGCCACUGACCAAGCCUUACCUCCAAACUGGGAAGCUCGCAUCGACAGCCACGGCAGAGUUUUCUAUGUGGACCACGUCAACCGCACUACAACCUGGCAGAGGCCAAGCAACAGCGGCAAGUGUAACCAUGGCAUCCCUCGCUCAGGGUCCACCCAGCAGAUGGAGCAACUCAACAGGAGGUAUCAGAACAUCCAGAGGACGAUGGCCACAGAGGAGGAAGGAGGCAGUCAGAGGUUGGAGAGGAGCAGCAGCACAGAGACUGAUUCUGACUCUGCUCCGACAGGCCCCUCCUCCCCUGUCAAUCACCAGAAGAUCAGCCAUCUCCUCCAAUCACCUGCUGUCAAGUUCAUCACACACCCGGAAUUCUUCACUAUGUUGCAUAGUAACUAUACAGCCUACAGGAUGUUCACCAGCAGCAGCUGCGUAAAGCACAUGAUCCUGAAGGUGCGCCGCGAUGCCAGGAACUUUGAGCGGUACCAACACAACCGGGACCUGGUGGUUUUCCUCAACAAGUUCGCAGACAUGCAGAUGGAGCUGCCGAGGGGCUGGGAGAUCAAGACCGACCCCCAGGGCAAGUCUUUCUUUGUGGACCACAACAGUCGAGCAACAACCUUCAUAGACCCUCGGAUCCCUCUGCAGAACGGCCGACUGCCGGGCCCCCUCGCCCACAGGCAGCACCUACAGCGACUACGCAGCUACAGCGCAGGGGAGGCCUCCGAUGUGUCCAGGAGCCGGGUGGCUUCUCUGAUGGCCCGGCCAGGAAACAGUCUGGUAGCCGCCAUAAGAAGCCAGCAUCACACUGACUCACCAAUGACCCCUCCAACUUACAAUGAUAAGAUCGUUGCAUUCCUCCGACAGCCGAACAUUUUUGAAAUGUUGCAGGAGCGACAGCCCAGCCUGAGCAGAAACCACGCCCUCAGGGAGAAGAUCCACUACAUUCGGACAGAGGGGACCCAGGGGGUUGAGAAGCUGUCAUGUGAUGCGGACCUGGUCAUUCUGUUGAGUUUAUGUGAAGAGGAAAUCAUGUCCUAUGUUCCACCUCACCCCAUCCACCCCAGCUUCAGCUUCUCUCCUCGCUGUUCUCCCGCCUCCUCUCCACAGAACUCUCCCGGCUUACAGAGGGCCAGGGCUCCAGCUCCGUACCGCAGAGACUUUGAAGCCAAACUAAGAAACUUCUACAGGAAAUUAGAAGCAAAGGGCUACGGCCAAGGACCGGGCAAAAUUAAGUUGCUGAUCAGGAGAGAACACCUACUGGAGGGAACCUUUAACCAGGUCAUGGCGUACUCCCGCAAAGAGCUGCAGCGGAACAAACUCUACGUCACCUUCCUGGGGGAGGAGGGGUUAGAUUACAGCGGUCCAUCCAGGGAGUUCUUCUUCCUCUUGUCUCAAGAGAUGUUUAACCCGUAUUAUGGCCUCUUUGAAUACUCAGCCAACGACACUUAUACUGUUCAGAUCAGCCCAAUGUCGGCGUUUGUCGAGAACCAUCUGGAAUGGUUCCGUUUCAGCGGUCGUAUCCUGGGCCUGGCUUUGAUUCAUCAGUACCUGCUGGAUGCUUUCUUCACCAGACCUUUCUACAAGGCCCUGCUCAGACUGCCGACAGACUUAUCGGAUCUGGAGUAUCUGGACGAGGAGUUCCACCAGUCUCUGCAAUGGAUGAAAGACAACGACAUCACCGACAUCCUGGACCUCACCUUCACCGUCAACGAGGAAGUUUUUGGCCAGGUAACGGAACGGGAGUUGAAGUCAGGCGGCUCCAACCUGCAGGUGACGGAGAAGAACAAGAAGGAUUACAUAGAGCGAAUGGCCAAGUGGAGAGUGGAGAGAGGGGUGGUGCAGCAGACUGAGGCCUUGGUCAGAGGAUUCUAUGAGGUGGUUGACUCCAGGCUGGUGUCUGUAUUCGAUGCACGGGAGCUGGAGCUGGUUAUUGCCGGGACAGUUGAGAUCGACCUCUGUGAUUGGAGAAGCAACACAGAGUACAGAGGAGGUUACCAUGAUGGUCACAUUGUGAUGCGCUGGUUCUGGGCUGCCGUGGAGCGCUUCAACAAUGAGCAGCGCCUGCGCCUGCUGCAGUUCGUUACAGGGACGUCCAGCGUGCCCUAUGAAGGCUUUGCUGCCCUGCGUGGAUCCAACGGCCUGCGACGCUUCUGCAUCGAGAAGUGGGGCAAAGUCACAUCACUACCCAGGGCUCAUACCUGUUUUAACCGCCUGGACCUGCCUCCAUACCCUUCAUAUACCAUGUUGUAUGAGAAACUGCUAAUCGCUGUGGAGGAAACCAGCACAUUUGGCCUGGAAUGACAUAGACAGAAAAUGAGGAAUCAACAUUGCAUCCGUCCAGGUGACACACCUGGCUGGGCCAUACUGUGAAGGAAAAAGCUCUGGUUCUGGUUGGUUCAUGUGGCACAGAUACCUGGAUUGUACUGAACAAAGAGGUUUUGGUCGUGUGGAUGUAUUCAUGUCACUGUCACGGUACCAUGUGUUGAAAUCUUUCACUUAGCUAUGCGGGUGUUUAUGAAAGCACCCAGCAUUUAGUACACUACGGAAGGUCGAGAGUUAUUUUUAUAUUAAUCAUUAAGACCGUAUAAUAUGAAACUACUGAUAUGGCAGUACAUGUAUACAAAAAGAAAGGGUAUACAAGAUGGAUUCAAGAUCAUUUAUAGUUGCAUGCCCCAAAAUGCAUAAUCCAUCCAAUGAUAAAAAUAUUUAUCUAUAGAUCAUAACAAAAGCAAAGUAAAAGUAAGAAAAAACAGUGACAUGCCUGGUUUGAAAGAUAUUCAAGUAAGAAAUCAAUAAGUAAUGAAAGAUAGAAAAUGCCUACACAGAAAAAGACAAAGAAAAAAAAUGAAUAGAAUCAGAAAGAAUAAUAAACGGUAUAAAGACAAGAGAAGUUUAAAUUGAAGCAUGUUAGACAUCGAACGGGGGUUGGAGAAGUAAAAUUACACUUUUACUUGGAAAAUGUUGUCUGCUGAGGGAAAAUUUAGUUUUACAAGAUUUGCAUCCUGUGAAUCCUUCAAAUCGUGACGUCAAAAUUUGUAAAUCUUCGUUGUUAAUUCAAACUUGAAUGCUAUUGAUGCGUGCACAGUCCUGCACAAAAAUUCUCAGGUGGUUUGCUGCUCGAAUAUAAUUCUGAUAACAGUAAAUUAUUUACUCAUCCAUUCAGAUAAUCUAUAAAUGUUGCUUUAAAAAAGUAGUUCAGAGUAUAAUGCAGAGGCGUAGCAGCAAAAGGAACAAUCAUCUUUGGUUUUUAAUCUGGAGAGCCAGCAAGAAUCUGCAUUGUGGCAGGUCAAUAGGAUCUCAGACUGGGACCUUAAGAAAUGCGGGAUCAAAGAAAUGCAAUGUAGCAAGGCCUCAGGUAGAGCUUGACAAACAAAUCUAUAAUUAGAACUAGUGUAAAGAUGCUUAAAUUAUAUAAACCUUGUCUGUUUGCUUCAUUCUAAGAAGUAGUGACCGCACAUUAACUUUAGCAGAACGCAUUUGGAAAACAAACAAAUUAUUCCGCCCACUAGAAGGCUGGUGUAACUCUUUUCCUAUCCACAAGAAUGAGAGGGUCCACUGUGCAGGCGUCCGUGCCCCCCCCCCAAUAUGUUAGCAUACAUGAGUAAACAACUCAGUAUGGAGCGGUGACACGGGAGAAGUGCUGAAAGAAAGAAACAGGAAUGGUCUGGCACACAGGAAUUAGGAACAGAGUAAUAGUGGACUACUUCAUAAUACAAAAAUCCUUCAGUUAAGAAUUGCGCUACAGAACGCUAACAGCUAAUCCAGCGAAUGGGUGUGUCACACCCCCUUAAAUGGGUGGGUCAUAUGGGUAGUUACAGGCUCUGCAGCUACUACAAUACCUUCAGUUCCAGUUCUGAUAAUACCUGCAUCUUCCCAUUCUCUGUGUCCCAGGGGCACAAAUAUUUUGUAAUCUUUGGACAGGAACAGAAAGAACUUCCAACAGUCCCUCCAAGCCGUCUGGCUCUGCAAGGCUAUUAACAGCAGAGACAGUGAUGUCAUGUCUCCUUUUUCAUAGUAGCCAUCAAUUCCAAAACAAGGGCUUCUGGGAUUUCCUCUGUGUAGUGUGGUCACGUUGACCCAGCAAACAGGUAGUUCAUGAGUCCUUGACUAAAAAUAAUGCCUACUCCAACUGGAUGAAGAGGACUUUUUAUGAAUCCUGUUGGCCAGAACUGUGCUUCAUCUGUCAGCAUCUCUGGUCCUGCUGUUUGAAUGGGAGCUUUGUGUACUCUUAUUCAGGUCUUCCACUGAUGAACCUCUCUGUCUGUGUACCAGGGUGUUGCUCUGUGCACCGAGCAGGUACUCCAACAUCUGAACCUUUACUGUCUCAAACAAGGGGACUAGUGCAAAGCAGCAUGUGGGUCUUCAAGGGCUUCAUCAGAUUGGGAUCCUAAUCUGAUAAAGGUGUUCUGCUAUUAACUUCUGGUGGACAGGGGCCCUUGGAUGAACCAGUGUAAUAUAUGCAAUAGUUAAUAGACUGCAACAUAAGUCUGUUUCACAGUCUGCCAUAUUCUUUAGGACAGUGACUGACUGCAGUGUUCCCUCCACAUUCCUGACCCUCUGUCUACAUCUCUUGUCCAGUAAUGAAACUGUGCCUCAGUUACUUACUGCCUCAUGUGUGACCUGUGAUUUUCAUACUUGAUACUUCAUAUCAGUAAGGUCCUGAGUUCAGAAUUUGCAUUGGUUCAUUUUGAAAACUGCAUGUUCCUCUUGGUGUUCACAUGGCUUUCCUGUCACGCUCAAAACACAACUCGAGUUUGUCAGAAACUCUGACACCGGAUUUACACUUAUCAUCUUCAACCGUCUUCAUGCACAGAUAUUAAAUAUCUAAUAUCAAAAAAAGCUCAGAAAAAUGCAACCAGACCCAUAACAGCUGGAUUGAAAUCUGACACAUUUUAGCAAGAUGUGUCAAAGGUGUAAAAGCUUUAAUCUCUCAAGGCCACAUACGUUACAGUUUGUCAUUGCAACCAUUGAAUAAACUGUAUAAGCUUAAAGGGAAGAUCCACUGAUUUGAAACUGACACUGAAGUGUUCUCAGGUGUUGCGUGGUACCACUGCAUAUGUGAAAACAGUUGUACAAAGCCUUUUUUAAUCUCCGUAGUGAGCUGUGUGAAGGCUGAUAAAUGUCUCCAAGUUAUGUCUCUUGUGUCAGUGCCAGCUGGGUCUAAAGAUGACUAUUUCGAAAAUGAAAACAAUCUGCGGGUGGGAAGUUAAAAAGAAGAGAGUUUACCACUGUCACGUAGCUCGCUCUUCAUCUCUGAGGCUUCAGGCUACAUUAGCCUCUAUUAGCAAAACAGAAAGUUGCAAUGAGGAAGAAAGUGGGAAAUAAAAAAGUCGGAUUUUAUUUAUUAGCAGUCCAUUAAUGAGUCGUCCCUGAAUUCUUUAGCUUAAGUUAAUUUAGUGCCAAACUCUAACCACUCCUUUACCACACCUAUUUGCCAUGAGGAUACUCUCUACCAACCUUAAACAGAAUGUUUUUGCGAUAAAUUUGCAGGAUAUUGUAUAAAACGAGAAUUUUGUUUGAUUGUUGACCUCGGAUGGAGAAAAAUUACCAUUAUCUUGGAUUUUAAAUAAACAUCCGACAGAGACGGUGUAUUCUGGCAAUGGGGUUAAGUUAUGAGUCAAGUGCAAAUGGGGCCUAAAUUAAGAGAUUGGCCACCUGCUGCCUGUUAAAGAUUCAGCGACCCACCUCCUAAUGCUCCAUAGAGAUUCCAGGCUUUUUUGUUUCCCACACAACGUUAUAUUUUAUUUAUUAUACUGUUAACAGUUGAAUUCACAAGAUCAAUGGAAUGAUGCGUGAUACAAUGCUUGUUGUGUUUGAUCUGCUCAAUCACUGAGAAUAAUCAAAAUGGGGUAUUGGGACCCUGCAAAAGCAACAGAAAUGAGGGGUACCAUGUUUAAUUGUUGCAGUAGGACAGACCACAGUUUAUGUGAAGAGUAGACAUUGUGAGUUUAGCAAUAGAUUUGAUCAGAGUCCGAUAUAACUGUACUGGCAGUGAGAACAUUUGCAACACUGUGGCGAGGCCUUAUCCACACAUCUCUCCGACCUACAGGACAAGGCUGUGAUUAUGUUGCAUUCCCAGUGUUUUUUUUCUACAAAUCUUUUGUACUGUUAUUUAUACUGUAUUGAAAUUAUAAGUGAAGGAAAGUCCUGAAGCUUUCCUUGAAUGUUUUGUUUGUUUGCUUUUUUUUUUAUUUUCAUUUUUUUAAGAAGCAUCAGUCCAACAGUUUGCCUUCACUUUCGAAGCCUUUGUGUUUUAGUAUGUGUCUUUUUAAUUAUCUAUUAAACUAGCUGGUCAUUUGUCGCUACAUUAAGCGCUGCAUUAAGCUACGUAACCAUUCAGUUCACAGUGUCUCUGUUUUUUCUAAUUAACACUGUCACUGGUGGCAUCAUCACAAUCAUUAUUAAGGUUCUGUCAAUGCCUUCACUGAUUUUUCUUCCAUGUCAUAGCUUAUAUAUAUAUACAUAUAUACAUAUAUAGAUAGAUAGAUAGAUAAUUUUACUGUACCAUGAAUUUAAAAGCCAAGUGUAUUCAGUAAGUAAUCUGUGCUAGAGCAAUUUUGACAACAAAUGAAAUGCAUAAAAAUAAGAGAUUUUUGUAUGUAAUUUGAUGUAAAAUGUAAAGACAGUGUAAAGAAGUCUUGCUCUUAUUGGGUUUAUAUGUUGAAUACAUCUAUUGUAGAUCUUGAACACUGGUAUUUGUUCUGGAACAAGGAAUAACACUCCCAUAACACGGAUGCAUUAGUGCAUCCGAGUCAAGCUAUCAGAGAAAUAUUUAAUUAAGCUUUUGGACAAGUAAUGCAUUAUGGGGCGUCUACACAUGGGUGAAGUGGUGGCAAAUUGUAGCAGCAGUUUGGUAUUUCUGUAUGUUCAAGUUAUUUAUUUUUCUUCAUUUUUAUUUUACAAAAGGGAAUUUUAGCAAAGGGAAUAUGUGAAUGACUCGAUGGAUGGUGGCCAAUUUACUGGGAAGUGACACUGAAGCAUGCAUAUUCGUGUAUGUGUGUCCGUGUGUGUGUGUCCAUGUGUGUCUGAGAGAGAGAAAGAGAGCGUGUAUUGCACAUUCUGGGUGUACAUAAUGUUGAAUAGUACAGCUCUGUCUGAGAACAGGUUGCUAAACACUCAGGCUGUGCUAAUGCUCCACCAUACCAUACAACUGUUUAUGAAGCUCAAUAAAAAAGGUCACUUUGUUA
Molecule: messenger RNA, 11275 nt
Organism: Platichthys flesus (European flounder)
Lineage: Eukaryota; Metazoa; Chordata; Actinopteri; Pleuronectiformes; Pleuronectidae
Product: E3 ubiquitin-protein ligase HECW1
Exons: 31
Coding region: 1413-6389 (1658 amino acids)
Biological process (GO): regulation of dendrite morphogenesis
Molecular function (GO): ubiquitin-protein transferase activity; protein binding
Source: RefSeq, a predicted model, not a curated record